Messenger RNA from Gigantopelta aegis, 5967 nucleotides. RefSeq names its product transmembrane protein 59-like. The coding region runs from base 16 to 1023 and encodes 335 amino acids. The transcript has 6 exons. Lineage: Eukaryota; Metazoa; Mollusca; Gastropoda; Neomphalida; Peltospiridae. The record is from RefSeq and is a predicted model, not a curated record.
CGUAAUCUAAAAUCAAUGAUGGCUGCCAGCGUUACGUAUCUUUUAUUUCUUUCAAGCUGCCUUUAUUUUAUUGUUAUAACCUCGUCAAAUGGGGUUUUUGAUAAGGUUCUAGGCGACGUUAAAUCUUGUGCUGAAAUCUGCAAAAAUACAUUCCCGUCACACACGUUUGAACAAGGUGGUAACUUUGAAUCUUGUCACCGAGGAUGUAGAUUUUAUUCAAUAAUGGAAUUUGUCCACGACCCAACUGAUGUAAAUGGAACAGAAAAGGACUGUAUUAAUUGCUGCAAAGAAGCAUACAGCAAAGAAGGUGAGGCAAGUGCCUGCAAUUUGGGAUGUAAGAGUGAAGCACCAUUUGCUGAACAGAGGGCCAAACAGAUGAAAGAUGCAGAUCCCAGCAUGCAUCUGCUGUACCCACUGAUGUACGUUCACAAUCUGUACAGCAACAUGAUAGAUAAGGCGUACAAGCACAUGUCAGUGCGCUGGUCAUUCUACAUGGCUGCGGGGGACGGAAAGCUAGUGGUGAUCAAGUCACAGCCACAGGUCUUCACUGAAUUUAUGGACGAGCAAGACGUCGAUGAUUACAAAGGACCUGGCCUGGAUGACAAGACAUCCAACUACUGGGAAACGAACAUCGAACCUCUCGAUAACGCUGCAACACCGAUGCUUAAGAAUUCCCAGAUGAGAUCAGCACGCAGCUUUGAGAAUGGGGCCGAUUUUUCUGUCAUGGAAGAGUCUGGUACUGGGGCUGACUGGUUAUCAUGCAUUGCAAAGAAGACCGGCGUCCCUAGACUGUUCCUGUGUGUGCUGAUAUUAUUCUGCGCCAUCACCAUGAUCUGGUUGUGUUUAACUGCUGCCGUCACUGCUCCCGAUCAGCGGAUUCAUACACAGAAGCUCAGCAUUAAUGGAGAUUUGGAAUAUUUGCGACAGAUGGCAUUUGACGGUAAAGGUAUUCAAAUUCUCCGUCUCCAGGACCGCGUGGAGUCCAGUCCAUUGCCUAUCAAGAUACGUGUAGAGAAAAUCUAAACAAACUCACAGUACAAAUCAUGUUCUUGAUUCUAUGUGAUGUGUAGAAUCUCUUUUGGUUACAAUCACUGGUUUAUUUUAUUUUAGCUUUCUCCAUUGAAUGUAUGACUGAUGUUGGGAUUUUUAAAUACUUGGUUUAAUUUAUUUUGUUUCUUGUCUGCGAAGUCAGUUAGUUUUUGCACAGGCAGUAUGAUAAUUUGAAGUGUAUCACCUAGAAAGCUUCUAGAAUUCAGUGUUUUUUUCUAUAUUUAAGUAAUUAGUUUUUAUGAAAUUCUACAAUAUUUUAAUUGCGUUUAUAGAAAUAGAAUAAAUAUCUGAAUGAAAAACGUUUUUCUGCAACUGCUGUUAAUGCAUUUUAGGUAAUAUAUUUUGUAUACAUAUAAUUUAAAUAUGUUAAUAUAUUUUUCUUAUAAAUGAUUGCAUUGGUCUUAUUGAUAUUACAAGACUUGAAAAAAUCGAAUUAAAAACUAUAAAUAAAAGCCAGUUAGUUUGUUUAUUUUGACAUUUUUUAUUGAAAGAAAUACCGAAACCUCUAGACUGGUAACUCUUGUCAAAUAUAUUACGUUAUACAUGAUAAGUAAAUGUAUCCUUUUGGAAUAAUAGGAAUUGAACUUGUUAACUCUUUAUGCUCUUUAAAGAUUGAAGUGUAGAGCCACUUUAUGAUACAUUAGUAUGAACAACUUUAUACUAAUGGACUAGUGUGUAAAACAUUUCUGCAUUUCAUAUUUUCAGGAACAUAAAUUAUCAAGUUCAGUUCUUGAAUACUGUUUUCAAAAGCUAGAUAAAUUUUGUCAAUUAUGUGCUAGAAUUUAUUGUGGUGGUUGCCGAGAGGCAUAUAUAUAUAUAUAUAUAUAUAUAUAUAUAUAUAUAUAUUCCCACUAUACACAAAAUGUACUUUUUUUUAUUUAAACCGAGGAAAAUAAAAUAAGUUGACCCGCUAUAAAAUAAUAAUUAGUGUCUCUCUCAACCACCCCUCAAUGUGAUCAUUUCUGGUCCAGUCAGCUAGUAUAGAAAGAAGUUUGUAUGUAUUUGCUGAAGUAGGCUAUUAUUGUGCAAUUCAAAGUAAUACUAAUGGAGGUUUUUGCCUAAUGGGUGAGAUUACAAUUUCCCAGAUACCAAUACAUUAAAAUGUGAUUCUUAUAGUCGGAGCACAUGCACAGUAGUAUGAAGUACGGUAUUUGUAAUUUAUGGUUGCUUUGGACUUGUUGAACAAGAUUGCAAUGUUUGAUUAAAAUACCAUAGCUUGUUUCAGUUAUGAUCAUGUAAUUUCAAGUGGCACAAAGCAUGAUGUAUGAGAUUUGAAGUUUACCGAUAUACAUAAAACAUGAUUGUAUGCGUCAGUCUGUGAAUACUGUUUGAUAAGUUUUUCCAUUUCUUAAAAUAAGUAUCGGAUACCUAAUGCCUUCAGUCAGUUGCAGUACUGUAAUUUAUAAACCACUGUAAAUAUGGUAAUGUAAAGUUACUUUUCCUUUACAUUGUUAUAAACUGUGAACCAUUGGUACACAAGUUGUCAACCACUGAAGUGUUUAGCAUACUUAUAGAAAAUUAACAUUGAUAGCUGAAGAGGAGUGGACGCAAAAUAAUAUGUUACAGUUUGUUUCCAUAAACUUAUCAAUGACUUGAUUAUUACAGAUUGUACAGUCUUGUCUGUGUGAACUGGGUUGUUAGUGCUUUUCAGCUUUUAGAAAUAUUGGUGUGUGGUCAUAAUUUGAUAUGGGGAGUUGUAUUACAGUUUCCAUGGUAAUGAAAGUUGCAUGUUUUGCAGCUACCAUAGAGAAGUGUGUUGAUAGAUCUGUUGUUAACUAUUUAUAAUUGUUAUUAAAUAUAAAUAUUUGUGUCACUUUAUGCACUUUUUAUUUCAUAAAGUGUAGUAUAUAUGUGUUUAAAAAGUAUUAGUUAUAAAUAAAUGUAUUAACCUGUGUAUAACCACACAGAUUUUAGCAUGAUUACAUUUUCCUUAAAUCAGUAGUUUUGUACUAAAUAAAUGUAAUUCUAGAGAUACUGAUUAUCACUCGAGAGCUACCAGUCAGUAUAACUGCAAAAUAUUACUAAUGUAGUAACUAAAUGAUAAUUCAGUACGAACAAUUUUAUAUUGAUAAAAUUAGUGUCACACUUUGAGGGGCAGCCAUUACUUUUAAAAAUUGAAAUCGGAUAUGUAAUAGUGAAAUUGCAAUCUUGUUCUCAAGAAUAUAACUGUACAUUUAGUGCAAUUCAUUUUAGGUUGUAGUGUGGCAUACUGUAUUGUUCUCAGUUUUAUAUUUCUUGUUGUGAUGUGUACCUCACUACAUGCUGGUUACACAACUUGCUGUUAUUUUAUAUGUGUAGUAUUGAAAACAACUGGGGACAAUCACAUUGGGCAUGAAAUAAUUCUUUGUUGUUAAUAUAUAUAUAUAUAUAUGUGUGUAUUUAUAAUGUUUCUACACAAAGCAUUGUAAAUAUUUUCAUCACAGGCAAAGCAGAUGUUCUGUUUGUGGAAGAAUGCGAUAUUAAUAUGACAUGGGGGGAAAACCACUUGUCCAUGUAAGCCACCAAUGUGCUAGUCAUAUUAAAUGACUUUACAAUUACAAGUCCGAUUUAAAAUACCACUCAGGGUGUCUGUCAUACAAAAAUAAUGUUAAUGCCUUUAUGUGCACAAAGUUCUCAUUAAUGAUACUUUUUUCUCGACAGGUUACAGGCAUAGCCUAGGUGACUGUAUUUUAAAAUGGGCUGGGAUAGUGCCUUUAAUAGAGUCUGAGACUUUAAAAGUUAAGACAAUACCAUACAAAAUGCAUGUGUGUGAGGUCAUUAGAGAUUUUUGUCUAGACUCUUAACCAGUUUCACGAGCAUGGGUCCUGGACCACAACUAUGCCCAGUUUAUUAUUUUGUAAGUGGAUGCUUUGACGGUUGAUAGGUUUUUGUUUUAGCUUGGUGGUCUUACUGGACAAGAUGGGUUGGGGCCACUAUUUAGCAUAAUCCUGUGGAGUGCAUCAUUUUUAGAAUAAGAAACUAAAUGAAAUAACAUACCGAUAAAUUUGGCUAAAAUUGUCUGUUAAAAUAUACACUCUUAAUACUAUUUGUAGUGACAGAAGCAUAUAGUAAGUGAUAUUCAGAGUAUUGCAGUACUGUCUAAUGUGAAUAAUUUCAAAGUUAAACAACAUGAUGCGAGUGAUCAAAACAUCAUCACAUGAAAAAAACAUUUGUUGUAUUUUGAAAGAACCCUUAAUUUGAAAUAACAAAGUAGACUAAGAGAUGACGUGAAUACAACAAUGUCAUAUUUAUAUUACUAAUUUGAAACAAAAACUCAUUGUAUUCUUAAUUCAGAAAGUACUGAAGAAUUACUAAGUGACACUUAAAGUUUGUUUUGUUUAACAACCCAGUAGAGCACAUCGAUUAAUUAAUCAUCAGUUAUUGGAUGUCGAACAUUUGGAAAUUAUGACACAUAGUCAUCAGAGGACCCCAGCUACAUUUUUCCAUUAGCAGCAAGGGUUACUUUGACUAAUAACGUUUGCCAAGCAACUGCAUAACAUACACACAGAAGUCAAUAAAAUAUUGACAGAUACAUCCAUAAAGCUUGCAAUACCACAGUAUGAUCCUGGAUAGUGGCAUCCUCGAGUGCACUGUUUGUAGAGGUGUUUGUGGCACAACAACACAAGACUCUGUCCCACUGGCCAUCUCGACUGCCUAUACAUCUUGAACAACUCAUUGUGUGGGAGGCACUCACAAGUUCAACCCAGUGCUGGGGACAACGGGCUACAUGGUUCACGUUACCAUGAUUAAUGUAAACUUGUCUUUUUCUUUGCAUGUUUCUCUGUGUCGGAAGACCAGUGUCAUUCACAUUACUGGUUCAUUUGUAUUCCACGAUUAUUAUUACAUGCAUUUCUUUUCUUUUUUUCUAUUAAUCAAAAUUUUUACCUUUAUUUUGUGAAAAUAUAUCAGUAUGGGUUUAAUUAUAUUUAAGAUAUUUUUUUAAUAAUACUUAUAAUAAAUUUACAUUAUACAGGAAUUCAUAUUUGGCACAAAUGAUUGAUACAAAUACAUUAGAAGGAAAUCCUUGGGCUACUGUUAAUUAACAGUUUUUGCUGUGUAAAGUAUUUUGUCAGAGGUAAUUUUUUAUGCCGUGAAUAACGUUAGCAUUUUUUAUUUGGAAUAUUUUCUACACCAAUUUCUUUUUACAUGUCUUAAUAUCCAUAGCUUUUACAUCUUGGAGAAAAGAAAAAUGCAUUUAUUUUAAAGGUUGAAAAGUAGAAAUCUUCAGGGAUUUGCCUACUUAAACUGUAAAAUUAAUGUGUACCCACAUCUGUCAAGAUGUACCAAGAUUGUGAAUUACAUUGAUCUCCCAUUUUACCAUAAUUUGUGAGAUGUAAAUAGUUUUUUCUCUCUUCGUAUGUAGUUUAACAAUUAAAUGAUAAAUGAUACCAUUUUUCUUUAUUGUAACAUUUGCAUUAAAUUAGCUAAAUUGUUGAUUUUAGUGAACAAGAUUAGUUAAUGUUAAAAUGUAUAGGCACCUAUUUCUCUUAUUUUGCUUUUUGUCUGUUUCAUGGUGCUGUUAAUGGGACAUAUUUUUAUAUAUCUUGUUCCUUAGUAGUUUUGUCAAGUGUAGAUAUCAACUAUGAGUGUACAUGGUAUUUUUAUUUUUAUGUAUAUAGUAAGGCACAUGUCAGACUGGUGUAAAACAAAUUAUUAUUCCAUAACUGUUUUGUAUAUCAAAGAUCAAAAACGAUAAUGUCAAGUACUACAGACUUUCAUAUUAUACAGCUGCUAAACAUGUUUGGCACCGUAAAUUAAUUUAGUAUUAAUUUUGCUAUAAUUACCCAUCUUCAAAUGAAAUCCAGAACUAUUGUUUCUUUUAUUCUGCAGCUAAUCAAUGUCUACUUGUAUUUACAGUUGUUGUGUAUAUGGCUUUGUCUGCAUUUCAUAUUGUCAGGGGAUAAAACAAUGAAGUGGGAAUUAAAUUUUUAAAAAUUA